Molecule: messenger RNA, 1119 nt
Organism: Fusarium sp. VM40
Lineage: Eukaryota; Fungi; Ascomycota; Sordariomycetes; Hypocreales; Nectriaceae
Source: the annotation of a GenBank genome assembly
AUGUCGAGAAAAACAGAAGCAAUCGUCCUGCGCGAGUACAACACAGCAGUCGCCUUGGAGCCCAUCAUCCUCGGCGAGCUCAGGCCAGAUGAGGCUUUGGUUCAGAUCCACGCGACUGGAAUCUGCCAUACCGACCUCCUGUGCAUGAAGGGUAAACUGCCUGCACCAGCACCUGUCGUCCUUGGUCAUGAAGGCGCCGGUGUCGUCAUCGCCAAAGGAACAGAUAUCACGGAUGUUGAAAUAGGUGACAAAGUCAUCUUGAGCUACUGUUACUGCGGAACGUGCGACGAAUGCGUUUCUGGUCAUGAGCCUUACUGCCAUUCCCUUCUGAAACUAAACUUUGCGGGUGGACGAGCUGAUGGCACGUCCGCGCUCAAGCUCGCGGAUGGUGAAGCCCCAGACCUUCAUGGGCACUUUUUCGGACAGAGCUCGUUUGCACGACACGCUAUUGUUAACACGAAAAGCUUAGUCAAGGUGCCUCCAGAUACGCCCCUGGAUCUGUUCGCUCCCCUGGGUUGUGGACUCCAGACGGGGGCUGGCGCUGUCCUCAACACCCUGGACGUCCAACCUGGCACCUCUCUAGUCAUCUUCGGCGUUGGUGCAGUGGGGAUGAGUGCGGUCAUGACUGCCAAGUUGCGCAACGCCGGGCGUAUCAUCGCUAUUGAUAUGGUGCCCUCUCGUUUGGAGUUGGCCAAAAGACUUGGUGCUACUGAUGUCAUCGUCGCAACGGAGAAGGAUAUCGUCGCCCGCAUCAAAGCCUUGUGUCCACCAAACGGCGUCAGAUAUGCCCUGGACUGCUCCGGUAGCCCGCAAGCUGUAUCAACCAUGAUUGAUUGUCUGGGCACCCGCGGACGCGCCUGUAGCGUUGGCGCUCCAGCUCCAGAUGUCCGUGCCAGUGUUGACAUUUUCGCACAUCUUAUUAACGGCCGUGAGUACGUCGGCUGCCACCAAGGAGAGAGCCUUGCCAAAGAGAUGAUUCCAUUUUUGAUUCAACAGCACGCUCGUGGAACAUACCCUUUAGAAGAAUUUGUGAAGUAUUACGAGGCAGAGAAUUUUAAGGAGGCUUUUACAGACACUGAGAAAGGGAAUACUAUUAAAGCCGUACUAAAGUGGGUCUAA